Messenger RNA from Colletotrichum lupini, 1437 nucleotides. Its product is annotated as TTL domain-containing protein. Gene Ontology annotation, cellular component: P-body. The coding region runs from base 1 to 1437 and encodes 478 amino acids. NCBI's taxonomy places the organism in Eukaryota, Fungi, Ascomycota, Sordariomycetes, Glomerellales, Glomerellaceae. The transcript is spliced from 3 exons. Gene Ontology annotation, biological process: protein modification process. The record is from RefSeq and is a predicted model, not a curated record.
AUGACGUCUAACUCCAUCACAGGCUCAACCAGAAUGUACGCGUAUGUCCAACCAGCCAGUCCUUGGCUCUCGGAACACAUCAAGUCCUACAUCCGAACGCACGCGCCGGAUGCCAAGUUCAUCGACAACUUUGAUAAUUUCCCGACCAACUCCAAGACAGUCUUUCAGUUUUGUGAUGGUUGGGCCUUGAAUCGGAACUUUAAACUCUUGAACUCAGCGACCACGAGCCUGAUCAACGCCUACCCGAACAGCGACGCUUUGGCUCGGAAAGACUAUCUUGCCAGAGUCGUGGAGUUUCAUGUGCCCGCUACAGUCCGUCUAUCGUUAGAUUAUGCCGAGUAUGUCGAGGAGUCUUUGACUGCUGCAGACGACCUUUCGCUCCUGUAUUCACUCGAGGCAAAUGAGAGCAAGCCCCCAUCAGAACGCGACUGGUGGAUUAUGAAGCCGGCAAUGGUCGACUGUGGUGCUGGCAUCAGACUGUUUAGCACAGUAGAUGAGCUUGCCGAUCAUCUCGAGCUUGCAGAGUACGAGGUUGAAGAAGAGGACGAGAGCAUCCUGGUAUGCAAGAGUCAACAACCUCUCCCAGAUACGACCCCAUGUUCAGAAAAGGGCGACCCGGACUUCUCGCCAACACUAUCUACACCUGGUCUAGACUCUCUUGAUGUGCUAGUUACUGCCACAGGCGCCUUGUCGCUAAAGCAAAACUUGGAAGCGAUCCAAAGAAGCCCAAAGCCCCAGCACAUUUUCAAGGAAGGCGGUCGUAUUCCGUCAGCCCAGAUGCGCGAGUUCGUCGCUCAGCAAUAUGUUGUCUCUAUUCCACCGAUAGAGAAAAGAAAGUGGCACGCUCGAGCCUACGUUCUCUCUGUGGGCCGUCUCAAGGUCUAUGUCUUCAAGGAAGUGCUUGCACUUCUUGCCGGAGAAGAUUACGAACCGCCCUGGUUGUACCCAAGCCUCAAAUCCUCUCUUACCAACACAGCCCUUCAAGACGAAGAUAUUUUUGUCAAUCGAGAGUCAAUGAGAGACUUUUGGGAUGUUCCAGAUGAUUUACUGCCCGAUGACUGGAAGGCGCACGUCUUUGAGCAGAUCUGCGCCGUUUCCGCGGAGCUGUUCCGAGCCGCUGUACACACAAUGGCGGACAAGUUCACGACAGUGGACAAAUGCUUCGAACUGUUCGCGGUGGACUUUCUCAUAGACUCAAGCGGAACCGCGUGGCUGCUUGAAGUCAAUGAAACCCCGGCAUUCUACAAUGUUGGAAUUGCAGGACCUUUGGCACUGCGCUUGAUGGAGUCUGUUAUCUGUGUGACUAUGGAACAUAUGGGAAUGACUCAGCCUAAAGGUCACAAUCACACUUCUGCGAAAGAGGGGCUGAUUCAAGUAUUGGACGAGACUGAUAAGCUUGCCAAGAGCAACAUCACGGAGAUUCUGCCCGAAAGCUAA